Messenger RNA from Lentinula edodes (shiitake mushroom), 726 nucleotides. RefSeq lists its product as uncharacterized. The transcript has a single exon. The record is from RefSeq and is a predicted model, not a curated record. Lineage: Eukaryota; Fungi; Basidiomycota; Agaricomycetes; Agaricales; Omphalotaceae. The annotation marks the transcript as partial.
CAGCGCAGAAUUUUGAAUAAUUCUGAUUCUUCUUGCCCUUUUCGAGAGUUAGCCCUUUCCAGACGACAAGUUUCAGGUAUACAAGGUCCAUUUGCUCGUCUCUCUCGGGGAGCCGUAUUUAGUGCUUUGAUCUUUCGAGGAAUCACAUUCAAUACCAACACCUUGCAUGAAACGGGACACCCUGGGCUCUUUGACACUUUUGAGGCAUGGUCCCAAUUCAAAUCCCAACAUGCACAUCGAGGAGAACGAUUCAUUUGUAAUCCACAUGCCUAUGGUCCAACCAAAGGGAGGGUUUUGGGAAACGACCAACAGUUUUGGACUUCCAGCCAGGUUUUAUACGAAAAGUUAAUGGGAUCCAAUAUAUCCUUCAUUGGCAUUUGGAAAUUUAUUACCUAUGGAAAGGACGAUAGGAAACGGAAACUCUUUCCUUCCUUUGGAGACCUCUCGGCAUACCUUCUAGCGGUUGAUUUUGUUUAUGCCGGUCACAUUCCAUGGCCUACGCUAGAAGAAGUUGCACGGGCAAUAGCAGAACUUAGUAAAGGUGCCCUGCAUGGACUUCAAAAAAUGGGCCUUCUUUCCGUGGACCGUUUUGGGAAAGAGGAUGUUGAGAAAACCUUCAAAGCAUUAUAUUCUUUUUUGGAUGAAGAUGAGAAGUUUGCGACCGUAAAAAAAGCAGUUGUAUUCGACUCAUUCAUGGUGGAGCAUGCAUUGUGCAAAGUAAGUAAA